Messenger RNA from Pomacea canaliculata, 7685 nucleotides. Its product is annotated as myosin heavy chain, non-muscle-like. NCBI's taxonomy places the organism in Eukaryota, Metazoa, Mollusca, Gastropoda, Architaenioglossa, Ampullariidae. The transcript has 39 exons. Gene Ontology annotation, molecular function: ATP binding; cytoskeletal motor activity; actin filament binding. Gene Ontology annotation, cellular component: myosin complex. The record is from RefSeq and is a predicted model, not a curated record.
AACGGCAGCCAUACGCUGCGAGAGCCUCAGAAGCACAUUGGACUGUACUACCAGAAAGUUUUUCUUCCGCGGUGUCCUGUCGCAUUUAGGAGUUCAUAUGGAUAGUGCAUAGUGGGGUGACAGUUGGAGGUUUUCUCAUCGUUUGUGUUGUUUUCAACUGCUUAUAAGAACAUACAUGUUGAAGGUUUUUGUGCUUAAUCACUAACUCAACUCCGUGAGACAUUCAAAAUGGCGGAUUUUGAAGGCGCAGCGAAUCUUGGCCCGAAUGAACUGAAACACCUCACCAUUGACCGGACAGUGAUCAAUGAUCCAGCAGUUCAAGCAGAAUGGGCAUCAAAAAGAUUAGUAUGGGUUCCAGACGAAACCAACGGUUUUACGGCAGCCAGUGUAAAAGGCGAAAAAGGCGAGCAGGUGGAGGUUGAAGUGGAAGAAACCGGGAAAAGAAUUCUGGUACACCGAGAUGAUAUUCAAAAAAUGAACCCACCAAAAUUCAACAAAGUCGAAGAUAUGGCAGAACUGACAUGCCUGAACGAAGCCUCAGUUCUGCACAAUUUGAAAGACAGAUAUUAUUCUGGUUUGAUAUACACAUACUCUGGACUGUUUUGUGUGGUUGUGAACCCAUACAAGAAGCUCCCUAUCUACACAGAAAAAGUUAUUGAACUGUACAAGGGGAAGAAGCGCCACGAAGUUCCACCACAUGUCUAUGCCAUUGCAGACUCAGCAUAUAGGUGUAUGUUGCAAGAUCGUGAAGACCAGUCAAUCUUGUGCACAGGUGAGUCUGGUGCUGGAAAGACUGAAAACACAAAGAAAGUGAUCCAGUACUUGGCCUACGUUGCUGCUUCAAAUCGUCAGACACGGACUUCAGUAUCCAAUAUCCAGCAUGUCACGAACAAGGAGUUCAACCUCGGGGAGCUAGAGAACCAGCUUCUGCAAGCCAACCCAAUCCUUGAAGCAUUUGGCAACGCAAAGACCAUAAAAAAUGACAACUCCUCCAGAUUUGGCAAGUUUAUUCGCAUCAAUUUUGAUUCUUCUGGAUAUAUCUCAGGAGCAAAUAUUGAAACCUACCUUCUGGAGAAGUCUCGUGCUGUGCGACAGGCAGAGGGUGAACGAACCUUUCACAUCUUUUACCAGUUUUUGACAGGAGCCACUCCUCAACAGCGCAAGGAGUUUCUGCUAGAAGACAUGAGCAAGUACAAGUACUUGACCCAUGGAGCUGUCAGUGUACAAGGGGUGGAUGACAGUAUAGAAUAUCAGAGCCUUUUGGAGUCCAUGGCCAUUAUGGGAUUCACUCCUGAUGACCAGGGAGCCUUACUUCGUGUGAUCUCAGCAGUACUUAUGUUUGGAAACAUGCAGUUCAAACAGGAUAGGAACUCUGACCAAGCUACAUUGCCGGACAACACUGUGGCCCAGAAAGCUUGCCACCUGUUAGGAUUGCCUGUGACUGCCAUGACACAGGCCUUCCUCAAACCUUAAAUCAAAGUGGGGCGUGACUUUGUCACAAAGGCACAGACUAAGGCGCAGGUGGAGUUUGCAGUUGAAGCUAUUUCCAAAGCUAUGUAUGAACGCAUGUUCAAGUGGAUUGUGCAGCGAAUCAAUAAAUCACUGGACCGUACUAAGAGGCAAGGGGCCAGCUUUAUUGGCAUUUUGGACAUUGCCGGCUUUGAGAUCUUCAAGAAAUCUAGCCAGAAGCACUGCCUUCCUUCCUCCUGUGGUUGGUCUCAGAAAAGAGGUGGAAGAAUUAAGGAAGCGAUGAACUCCUUUGAGCAACUGUGCAUUAACUAUACAAAUGAGAAGCUCCAACAGCUCUUCAACCACACCAUGUUCAUUCUGGAGCAAGAGGAAUAUCAGCGAGAGGGCAUUGAAUGGAAGUUUAUUGACUUUGGCCUUGACCUCCAACCCACAAUUGACCUUCUGGAGAAGCCAAUGGGUAUCUUUGCCUUGCUGGAUGAAGAGUGCUGGUUCCCCAAGGCCACUGACAAAACCUUUGUGGACAAGCUGCUGGCUCAGCACACAUCUCAUCCUAAAUUCCAGAAACCAGAUUUUCGUGCUGAUGCACAUUUCUCGAUCAUUCACUAUGCUGACAAGGUGGACUACUCAGCUGACCAGUGGCUGAUGAAAAACAUGGAUCCCUUAAAUGAAAAUGUUGUAGCUAUUCUGCAAGCUUCAACAGAUCCAUUUGUUGCAGGCAUCUGGAAAGAUGCUGAAAUCGUAGGAAUGGGUGCACAGCAAGCUGCUGCAGGGGACACCAUGUUUGGCUCACGCACUCGCAAGGGCAUGUUCCGCACAGUUGGGCAGCUUUAUAAAGAGCAGCUUAGCAAAUUGAUGGCAACACUUCGCAAUACAAACCCUAAUUUUGUCCGCUGUAUCAUUCCCAACCAUGAGAAGAAGGCUGGAAAGAUUGAUUCACCACUGGUUUUGGACCAGCUGAGGUGCAAUGGUGUGCUGGAGGGUAUCCGCAUCUGUCGCCAAGGAUUCCCAAAUCGUAUCCUCUUUCAAGAAUUCCGUCAGCGAUAUGAAAUCUUGACUCCUAAUGCAAUUCCACGUGGUUUCAUGGAUGGCAAAAAAGCUGUUGAAAAGAUGAUUUCUAGCCUGGAGCUGGAUACAAACCUCUACCGUAUUGGUCAGUCCAAGAUAUUCUUCAGGGCAGGUGUGCUGGCCCACCUAGAAGAAGAGAGGGACCUCAAGCUGACUGACAUAAUUGUGCAGUUCCAGUCUUUGGCACGAGGUCUCAUUGCUCGCAGAAAUUACCAGAAACGCCUGCAACAGAUCAAUGCCAUCCGUGUGAUUCAGCGGAACUGUGCUGCAUAUCUUAAACUGCGCAACUGGCAGUGGUGGCGUCUGUUUACUAAGGUAAAGCCACUGUUAUCAGUGACAGGUCAGGAGGAGAAGCUGCACACAAAAGAGGAAGAGCUUCGCAAGGUGAAAGAAGUGUUUGAGAAGCAGAAGCAGGAAGUAGAACAAUUAGAACAGCGCUAUGCCCAGAUCAUUGAGGAGAAAAAUAUUUUGGCAGAACAGCUGCAGGCAGAAACCGAACUUUGUGCUGAGGCUGAAGAGUCACGGGCACGUCUGGCCAAGCGUAAGGAGGAGUUAGAAGAGAUCCUGCACGACAUGGAGCUACGGAUGGAGGAGGAAGAAGAACGAAUAGCAGCUCUGGCUGAUGAGAAAAAGAAACUGCAGCAGACAGUAAAUGAUCUUGAGGAACAGCUAGAAGAGGAAGAGCAAGCUCGGCAAAAACUACAGUUGGAGAAAGUGGCUGCGGAUGCUAAAUUAAAGAAGCUUGAGGAAGACCUGGCAAUAAAUGAGGACAGUAAUUCUAAGCUCAUCAAAGAAAAAAAGUCUCUGGAAGAAAGGUUGAGCGAAGCCAAUGCUCAAAUUGUAGAGGAGGAAGAAAAGUCCAAGCAGCUUGGCAAGCUGAAGAACAAGUAUGAAGCGAUCAUUGCUGACCUAGAAGAGAGGCUUCGGAAAGAAAUACAGGCACGACAAGAGUUGGAAAAGAUUCGGCGUAGGUUGGAGACAGAGCUAAAUGAUUUGCGGGACCAACUGAAUGAGAAACGGCUUCAGGUAGAAGAUCUCCAGGCUCAACUUGCUAAACGUGAGGAGGAGGUCCAAAUCUCCUUGCAAAAGGCUGAUGAGGAGACUGUUUCCAAACAAAGUAUCCAGAAGCAGUUAAGGGAGCUGGUCAACCAGCUACAGGAAGUGCAAGAAGAUCUUGAGGCUGAACGCGAAGCCCGCAACAAAGCAGAAAAACUAAAGCGAGACUUAAAUGAGGAACUAGAAGCUUUGAAGACAGAACUGGAGGACUCGCUCGACACCACAGCAGCUGUUCAGGACCUCCGCACUAAGCGAGAACAGGAGUUGCAGGAGCUAAAGCGAACAUUGGAGCAAAGUCAACGUACGCAUGAAGAACAGCUGCAAGAAAUGCGUUCAAAAUACAAUCAACAGAUUGAGACACUCAAUGAAGAAGUUGAGAAUGCCCGCAAGGCAAAAGCAACUCUUGAAAAAGUAAAAUCUACGCUGGAAGCAGAGAAUCAAGAUUUGGUGUCAGAUCUGAAAAGUGUACAGAUGGCCAAGACUGAAUCUGAACGCAAGCGCAAGCAAGUAGAACAGCAAUUUGCUGAAGUCUCCAUCCGCCUCCAGGAACAAGAGCGUAGUCGUGGGGAGACAUCUGAUCGUGUUCAGAAGCUUCAGGUGGAGUUGGAGCAGGCCAAUGCACAAUUGGAGCAGGUGGAUACAAAGGCCUUGCAGUUGUCUCAGCGUGUGUCCUCACUGGAGGCUCAGCUGGCUGAUUCCCAGGAUAUUUGUCAGGAAGAAACGCGGCAAAAACUAGCACUUCAGUCAAGGCUUCGCCAGGCAGAAGAAGAGCGGGAGGCUGCUCAGGAAAAACUGGAAGAAGAAGAGGAAAUCCGACGUUCCUUAGAGAAAACUGUUGCAGAACUUAACCAGAAGAUUAUUGAGGUGAAAAGGAAGGCUGAAGAAGAUCUGGCUAAUAAUGAGGCUCUUGAGGAGUACAAGAAGAAGACUCAGCGUGAAGUGGAGCAGCUGUACACCCAGCUUGAAGAAACACGGGCAAAUGCUGAUCGUCUUGACAAGUCUCGCAAGAAACUACAAGCUGAAGUGGAUGACCUGACCAUUGCCUUGGAGACCCAUCGCUCUAAUGCCAGCAACAUGGAAAAGAAGCAGCGCAAGUUUGAUCAGAUGCUGGCUGAAGAAAAGGCCGUGUCUGAGAGGUUGGCUGCUGAACGUGACCAGAUUGAGAAGGAAAGUAGGGAAAAAGAAACAAAGAUCCUGAACUUGACUCGUAACCUUGAUGAGCUUCAAGAGCGGGUGGAUCAGCUGGAGCGUAUUCGUCAGCAGCAGGCCCGAGAACUAGAGGACCUCAUUUCAUCAAAGGACGAUGUUGGCAAAAAUGUCCAUGAACUAGACAAGGCCAAACGUAACCUGGAAGCUACAGUAGCUGAGCAGAGGCAACAAAUAGAGGACUUAGAAGAUGAACUUCAGGCAGCAGAAGAUGCAAAACUGCGUUUGGAAGUGAACAUGCAGGCCCUGAAGGCUCAGUAUGACCGUGAUGUUGCUGGUCGUGAGGAGCUGGAAGAAGAGUCUAAGAGAUCAUUGCUUAAACAGUUGCGAGAAAUGGAAGCAGAGCUUGAGGAUGAGCGCAAGCAGAGAGCCAUUGCAGUAAACGCUCGCAAUAAGUUGCAAGGAGAUUUGCAAGGCUUAGAGCAGCAAGUGGAAAUGGCCAACAAGGUGAAGGAAGAUGCUGUUAAGCAGUACAAGAAGCUGGCUGCUCAGAUGAAGGAUUACCAGCGCGAAGUUGAAGAGGCACGCAUUGCACGGGAGGAGAUGGCUGCUGCUGUGAAAGAUAAUGAAAAGCGGGUGAAGAACUUGGAAGCAGAACUGCUAAGAUUGCAGGAGGAUCUGGCUGCUGCAGAAAGGGGUCGACGUCAUGCAGAGGCAGAACGGGAUGAGCUGGCUGAUGAGAUUGGCAGCAGUGCGUCUGGAAAGCAAGCACUUCUGGAUGAAAAGAGACGCCUGGAGGCAAGGAUAUCAGAACUGGAAGAUGAGAUGGAGGAUGAACACACAAAUUCCGAGAUGGCUAAUGAUAAGGCUCGCAAGGCACAGAUACAGAUGGACCAGAUGGCUGCUGAUCUGGCAGCAGAGCGUUCAGUGUCACAGAAGCUUGAAAAUCAGAGGCUGGUCCUUGAGCGCCAGAACAAAGAAAUGCGUGACAAACUUCAGGAGCUGGAGGGGCAGAAUCGAGCUCGUACUAAAGCUACCAUAACUGCCCUCGAGAGUAAGAUUGCCAAUCUGGAGGAACAGCUUGACCAAGAAGCAAAAGAGCGGGCAGCACUGGCUCGCACCAAUCGCAAGAUGGAAAAACGCCUUAAGGAACUGAUGAUACAGGCGGAAGAUGAGCGUCGCAGUGCUGAUCAGUAUAAGGAACAGCUUGAGAAGAUGAACAGCCGAGUGAAGGCUCUAAAGCGACAGGUGGAUGAGGCUGAGGAAGAGUCGGCACGCAUCAAUGCUCAGAAGCGAAAGUUGCAACGUGAACUGGAUGAUCAAAUGGAGCAGAACGAUGUCCUUGUACGCGAGACCUCCCAGCUGAGGAAGUACAGACCAGCAGCUCAGACACGCGGGCGAGGAGCAUCAUCCAUGGCAUCCAGAUUGGAAGAUGAAAGUGCGGAUGAUGGACAGGAAGAAGGCUCGGAGACAUGAUUAGCAUCUGUUUAGUCCUUUGUCCAGUUUCCUCAGAAAUCAUGAGCAUGCAAACUUGAACUUUUAACAUCAAUUUCACUUGGAGACAGACCUUUCAUGUAGUAACACUUUUGACAGUCUAGAUGUUGAUAUUUCUUACUCCAGAACUCACAUUGAUCUACCAUCUGCAUGUCGUUACACAGCAGCUCAUUGUUUCUUAAUUAGUUAAUAAUAAUCUACAGCAUGAUACAUUAUUUUAUCAUUCAAACUUAAAACUUUAACUGGUGUAAUCAAUAGAAAUAGCAAAACAGGAAGACUUAUUAUAUGAAUGCUUAUAUGUAUUGUGAUGCCAAAUUCCAAAGGCAAAAAAAGUGUAUAUAGCGAUGCUUGCUUUGUCUUGGGUUAGUCAUGCCAGACAUGAAAUUCCCGUAUUCAGAUUUGUUUCUUUUUUCCUGAAAACUGCUUUUCUUCUUGUGGUUCUUGCUUUUGUCAGCUGUGUAGGUGAUUUGUAUGAAUCUUCACCACUAUAGUGGGAGAAGAAUUGAAGUUUUGCACAAAUGAUAGAUAAAAAUUCACUGAACUAAAUUAAGACAACUACUUUCCUUGUUUCCUGUAUCUUGGCGUCUGCUCUUGAUUCUUCAUAUUUCAUACUUAACAUGGUGCCUAAGGUGACCCUAAGGAUAAUGACACAUAAGCAAGACUUUCUGUAGAACUGCUGUUUUCUAUGCAUGCUGGGUCUUCAUGCAAGAAACAACUAUGUCAUUAUUUCUCAUAAGAACAAGGUCAGAAUGAUUGCUGGGUGAUGUGUACAAGGACAUUUAAUAAACCUUUCAUAUAACAGUCCAUGGCAUAUAUAUGUAUAUGGAAAAAUGCAAAUAUAGCUCUGGCAUGUCUCUGGGACCACUGGAUUAUGCACAAUGUAAUAAAACAGAAAGGUAUUGGAUGAAGUGUUAUUUUCGAGACCGCACUGUAUAUAAAAUUGUCUUUUUUUUUUUGCUUGCCUCCUUUACCCAAUUCACUUUCACCAUUGAGGUAUGUAAUAUGCAUUUACAAUUACUGUAAGCAACUAUUUUUUAUACUGGAGAUGCAGUCAGGUAGCCUGUCAUAUGUGCUUUUUAGAGAAAAAUCUUGCAGUAGAUUUUGUCAACAAGAUGGCCUGUUUAAAUUUCUUGGGAACAAUUUGUUGAGUGGUGCCAUUAUUAUUUCCAAAUUGAUCUUUGUGGAUGUCAUUGCUGCCUUGUUCCCUGUGCUCUUGAUCAACUCAAUUUUUUGGAUCAGUCACUACCUGCAUCUCUUCAGUAGUGUCUUGAGUUAUUGGCUUGGCCUUUCACAUACUUUACAAGUGCUCAAGGGAUCACUACCUUGCCUAUUUGUCAUAUCAGAUAUGAAUCAUAUAGUAAAAACCAUAAUUCUGCGCUAUUUUUACUGCUUACAGCAAUAAGUAUCAAGAAUGUGCUUCGCUGAACUUGUGAAAUAAAAAGCUCUAUAUUAUA